Molecule: messenger RNA, 906 nt
Organism: Rubroshorea leprosula
Lineage: Eukaryota; Viridiplantae; Streptophyta; Magnoliopsida; Malvales; Dipterocarpaceae
Source: the annotation of a GenBank genome assembly
GACUCAAACUUAAAAUCUUUUACUUCUAGUGGAAGAAGAUUAUUACUUAGUUAUUUAAGUCAUUGGCGCAUUUAAAGAAAUUUAUGUUUGUAUAUUAUGAAAACUAAGAAAGCUUUAGCAUUGGGGCAAGCAUUGUGUACUAUUGAAGAUGACUGAUAAACUUGAAGAUCCAGGUUCUCUAGACGAGGAAAUUAGCUUGGAACCUGAGGAAUCAGUAGGUGAAUUUGAAUUUGUGAUUUCUCUACAUGAGGAAAUUAGCUUGGAAGCUGGGGAGUCAGUAGGUGAAACUGAAUUUGAGGGGGGUAAAAGGCUUUGUUCUUGUUCAUCAACUACAUCUGGAAGCCGUUCUAACAAGGUUUACAAGGUUUCCAAGGAAGUUAUGAUGGACAAGUUCAUGGAAUGCAUGAUCUAUACCUUAAUUAGCUGCAAAGGAAAGGUUUUAUAAAGCCCUAGCUGAUAGAUGUAGGGCUGCUGGUACUGCUAUUUCAUCUGAUUAUUACUUUUCUAUUCCGGGGUGCAUACGAUAUUUUGCAAAUCAUGGAAGGCAUUUCUUAUUCUACUGCAAGAAAAGCUAUUGCUGCAUUCAAGAAUUCUCUGGAGGAUAGACAGAUUUUUGUCUCAUUGAAGCCCGAAAAGGAGAAGGAAUUGGGUGGAAGACCUUGAUCAAUGAAGUGCAUUCAAUGAUGUGUUUGUUUUGUUUGCGUUCAAGAUCAUACAACUUUCACGGACAUUAGAAUUGUUUAGUUUGCUUUUGAUCUUGAGUUGUAAAGUUUGAACAUUGAAGUGCUAUGUGUUUUUGCAUGGUUUGCAUGCAAUAAUCUAUGAACAGUGAUCUAUAUAUGAACCGAUUGGUUUCCUUUUGGUCUAUUAAUUGUUUAGUUUUUUUAAUAAGAGUUAUUUUUAAUG